UAAACUCUGCAACACAAUGAGAAAUGAUACUUUAAGAAACACUCAACAGAACAUCAAAUUUAGGUGGGAAAAUUAAGAUCCACGCGUACGCAAGUUUUACCAUUUGUCCAGCUCUAUGACUUUGGCGGCUCUCUUCUUUGACUGUAAGCUCCAUUCCAAAACGAGUCACUUCUGCAAACACAGGGUGAUCAAGAUAUUAUAUUAUAGAACGAUUUGACUAUCUUUUUAUGACUAAAGAAAUACCCGAAUAUAACAAAGAUUCACGCCAACAGAACACAGAAGAAGGGUGCACUGAAGAGGAGACUCCAAGAAAGAAGAGGGCAGAGAGCCAGAGAUUGGACUGUUUUGGUUGCAAAAACCAGACCAUAUCUCACUCUCCCUCGUUCUUUUUCCCUGGAAUCUCUUUUAUCUUGUUCCUUUGCAUUGCCAAGAUUGUUUUUAGACAGUUAAAAGAUGAGUCUCCCAUCUCAGACAGCUGAGAACGGCAAGAUUGGCCUUGAUUCAGGCGCUGUCCGUCUCAAGGAACUAGGCUACAAACAAGAACUCAGGCGUGAUCUGUCGGUGUUUUCCAAUUUUGCCUUUUCGUUUUCGAUCAUAUCGGUGCUGACUGGCAUAACCACCUUGUAUAACACUGGCUUGAGUUUUGGCGGGCCAGUUUCAUUGCACUAUGGGUGGUUUAUAGCUGGUGGGUUUACCAUGAUUGUUGGGUUAGCAAUGGCUGAGAUUUGCUCCGCUUACCCAACCUCUGGGGGUCUCUACUAUUGGAGUGCAAUGCUUGCUGGCCCUCGAUGGGCACCCUUUGCCUCAUGGUUAACUGGCUGGUUCAACAUUGUUGGUCAGUGGGCUGUUACAACCAGUAUAGAUUUCUCACUUGCACAGUUGAUUCAGGUGAUCAUUCUUCUUAGCACAGGUGGAAAAAAUGGUGGAGGGUAUGAGGCAUCAAAAUACGCAGUCAUUGGUAUGCAUGGGGGAAUUUUACUCCUGCAUGCUAUUCUUAAUAGUCUUCCCAUCUCAUUGCUAUCUUUCUUUGGACAACUGGCUGCUGCCUGGAAUCUUUUAGGUGUUGUAGUUCUUACAAUUCUCAUACCCUGUGUCGCGACCGAGAGGUCCAGUGCCAAGUUUGUUUUCACAUAUUUCAACACAAAUAAUGGGGAUGGAAUCAAUAGUAAACCCUACAUAUUUGUUCUUGGACUUUUGAUGAGCCAAUACACCCUUACUGGGUAUGAUGCAUCUGCACAUAUGACAGAGGAAACCAAGGGUGCUGAUAAGAAUGGACCUAAAGGAAUAAUCAGCGCCAUUGGGAUAUCUGUUAUAUUUGGAUGGUUUUACAUUCUUGGAAUAACCUUUGCUGUUACCGACAUACCUUACCUCUUAAGUGAAGAAAACGAUGCUGGUGGUUAUGCCAUUGCUGAAAUAUUUUAUCAAGCAUUCAAGAAUAGAUAUGGAAGUGGAACUGGUGGAAUUGUUUGCUUAGGAGUAGUUGCUAUUGCCAUAUUUUUCUGUGGGAUGAGUUCAGUUACUAGCAACUCCAGGAUGGCAUAUGCGUUUUCAAGAGAUGGAGCCAUGCCACUCUCAUCACUUUGGCACAAAGUGAACAAGCAGGAGGUGCCUAUAAAUGCUGUUUGGCUUGGUGCAUUUAUAUCAUUUUGCAUGGCAUUAACGUAUCUUGGAAGCACAGUUGCAUUUCAGGCCAUGGUAUCCAUUGCCACUAUUGGACUGUAUGUUGCUUAUGCCCUGCCAAUCUUCUUCAGAGUGACCUUGGCAAGCAAGUCAUUCACCCCAGGACCAUUCAAUUUGGGUCGCUAUGGUGUCCUGGUUGGUUGGAUUGCAGUCCUUUGGGUAGUAACCAUCUCAAUCCUCUUUUCAUUGCCUGUAGCCUACCCCAUUACCAAUGAGACGCUCAACUACACUCCUGUUGCUGUUGGUGGCCUGCUCAUCCUCACAGUUUCUUCUUGGAUCUUGAGUGCUAGGCACUGGUUCAAAGGUCCUAUAACAAAUGUAGAUAGCUGAAGUAGAUAAAUGAACAAUUUCAUUUCUUUGGAACAUUAUAACUUUUUUAGUCUUCUCUUGCAAUUUAUUCAGGAUUCUUAA
Messenger RNA from Hevea brasiliensis (rubber tree), 2091 nucleotides. Its product is annotated as amino-acid permease BAT1. Lineage: Eukaryota; Viridiplantae; Streptophyta; Magnoliopsida; Malpighiales; Euphorbiaceae. Gene Ontology annotation, biological process: gamma-aminobutyric acid transport; transmembrane transport. Gene Ontology annotation, cellular component: membrane. Gene Ontology annotation, molecular function: gamma-aminobutyric acid transmembrane transporter activity; L-alanine transmembrane transporter activity; L-lysine transmembrane transporter activity. Bases 454 to 2010 code for a protein of 518 amino acids. The transcript has 8 exons. The record is from RefSeq and is a predicted model, not a curated record.